CUAGGUUAAUUAAAAAUAAACAAAUAAAAGUUAAUAAUUUAAUAAUAAUUAAUUAAUUAUUAUUUAACUAAAAUCAUUUUUAGAUGAAAAUAGAAGAAAGGAAACCCCCAGAGUUCUUUCACCGUUUCAACAACAACUUGUACCUUCAUUAUCGGAAGAUAAUGAAUGUUGUUCUUCAAGACAACAAGAAAAUCCGAAAUUGCAAAACAAAAGACCAAAACUGACAACCAAGAGAAUGCUCGAUUUUUCUGAAAAAGUUGUUGAACAAGAACAUGACUAUUCGGAAAUGGAAAGAAAUGGAACAUCUGAUACUGUUUUACUGGACGCAGAUGAAGAUACAAUACGUUUACCGUCGCCGCCAGAAUCUGAAGAUACACCUUGAUGAAAAUACAAAAAUCCACGUCAAUGUUUUGGAGCAAAUGAAAAGUCUUAAUGAUUCAAAAUUUGUCAGAGAAGUGGCUCAAAAGAUUUGGGGAACAGAAAAAUUGAAGAUGAGAUGUUUGAGUCCUCGUAGAGCAAAUAAGGGCAAACAAGAUGGUCCAGAAGAAGAAUUGAGAAAACCAUUAACUCCUGUAAAAUAUCAAUUAUUACAAGAUUGCCUGGACAAUAAACUUGUGGAGGAAAAGGUGAAACCUAAACAACGAGCUAAAAGAAUGCUCCAAGUUUCAACAUAUAUGAGGGCAAAGUUAUAUGAUGUUCGAAGAAAGUGAUAAAAAAGUG
Molecule: messenger RNA, 720 nt
Organism: Leptopilina heterotoma
Lineage: Eukaryota; Metazoa; Arthropoda; Insecta; Hymenoptera; Figitidae
Exons: 4
Coding region: 273-710 (145 amino acids)
Biological process (GO): negative regulation of DNA-templated transcription
Molecular function (GO): DNA binding
Source: RefSeq, a predicted model, not a curated record